Mesorhabditis belari is the source of this 1803-nucleotide messenger RNA. NCBI's taxonomy places the organism in Eukaryota, Metazoa, Nematoda, Chromadorea, Rhabditida, Rhabditidae. The record is from the annotation of a GenBank genome assembly.
AUGGCCCAGUUCGAUUACACAACGACCGGGCAUCCAGAUAGCAAUGUGGCCCGCUUAAACGUGGAGAUGGCUCUUCGGUACUUGAAAGUUUUUGGUUUGGACGCCGAGAGUCAGAUUUUGAGCUUUUUCUGCGAGUUUGAAAUGAGCUGGACAGAUCCAAGAUUGUCGUGGAAUCCCGAGCACUUCAACGACACCAAAUUCAUCUUCGUCACCGCUGACCUCAUUUGGACACCCGACAAUCAAAUUGGAAACACAAAGUCGUUGGAUACCCUCCAUCCGGACUCAAUGAAGACGAUCACUCUCUCAAGCAAUGGAACAGUUCACUUGCCUAUGGUUUAUUUUAUCGAAGUUGCCUGUGUUGUAGAGAUCUCCCGUUUCCCAUUCGACAAUCAAACGUGUCCAAUCCCCGUUGCCACAAUGGCUUUAGAUUUGAAUGGGCAAUACUCCUCAAUGACAGGACGAAUUCAAAAUGUUAAUGUGUUCAAUUCACUGGGAAACGGUGAAUGGGAUGUGAUUGGUGUGGCGAUGGUUCCCUAUCAAUUCCUUACUGAGACUGUUCACACUCUUCUUCUCCCAACAAUCUUCUUGAAGCGUGUUCCUAACUAUUAUGUUUACGUGAUCGCUUUGCCUGGUUUCAUCCUGACAAUGCUCGGCAUUUUUGGAAUGUUUUGGACACCACACAUUCGAAAGGAACAGCUCACAAAAUUAAGCAUCGGAUUGACAACCCUCGUUUCGAUGACAGUUCUGUUGGACAUGCUGUCAACAGCUAUUCCAAAGACUUCCGUUUUUCCGUUAUUAGGUAUCUAUGUUGUGCUAUGUCUUGCCAUUACAAUCAACGGCACUCCACUUUGUGUGAAUUUUGGAAAAACUUUCACCGUUUUAUUAGAUUUCGCCGUUUUCUGCGAUUUUAAGCAAGGUGACUCAUGGGCUUCAGUGCCGGGAAAUUGCACAAAUUUGCUUAAUCCAUUCUACAUCGACGAUGUGAGAAAACCGUUUGAGGAGUGUAAAAAGAGCUUGAGGAAUGGUAAAUUGUUGAUGAACUGUCAGAGUCAUCUCAAGAAAUCGUUCACAAUCUACUGGGUGAAUGACUAUGAUCUGGAUGCAUCAGCGGCCGUUCAUCGAAGUGCUUUCUCGUUUCGUUUAGCUGAAUUGAUUGAUGACAAAAUCGGUUACCAUCUUGAGCCAUUCGAUGCUCCGAUGAAUCCACCACUCACUCCAUCGUUGUCUUUGAAUUGGACGAAUGUCUCCCAACCGACGUGGAUUGCUUUAUCUACUGGGAAGGGGCUAAAUUAUUUGCAAAAACUUCAAACGAUCUCGGAUAACCCGAAUUGCUCCUACGAACUCAUCACCGGAGCGCCACCGGCAAAGAACGAUUAUGAGAAGAGAAAACUCAUGAAAUUCAACGACUCACAACCAUUUAUUGUGCAAUUUCUUGAGAACAAUCUCUACAGCUUAUUCGUUCCAUCAAACUGUGCCGUUACCAUCGAAAUUGACAAGGAUGAAAGAUCUGAGGGCAACUGGUACAACGAAAAACAAACGAUUUGCGACGGAGAGGCAAUAGUGACUACACCAGCCUACUCCAAUGAGCUUUCAUGCUUUCCUGAUGCAUAUUAUCUGCAACGUGUCGUUCAGUGUGCUGAUCCAAUCGAUGUAAGUGUUGAAGUGGUGGCACUUUUGAGUGGAAAGAUGAGCAUCGAGUUCGGCUACACGAAAACGAACAAGACAAAAAUCACUCUGAGCACCUCAUCGAAUCUCUUUUGUAAACACAGCGGCAUCGGAGUCAAAAGUGUCACUGUAUGUUCU